Messenger RNA from Rhopalosiphum maidis (corn leaf aphid), 2064 nucleotides. Its product is annotated as pre-mRNA-processing factor 39-like. Gene Ontology annotation, biological process: RNA processing; mRNA 5'-splice site recognition. NCBI's taxonomy places the organism in Eukaryota, Metazoa, Arthropoda, Insecta, Hemiptera, Aphididae. The coding region runs from base 1 to 2064 and encodes 687 amino acids. Gene Ontology annotation, molecular function: protein binding. The record is from RefSeq and is a predicted model, not a curated record. The transcript is spliced from 7 exons. Gene Ontology annotation, cellular component: U1 snRNP; U2-type prespliceosome; commitment complex.
AUGCCUGAUCAAAAACAAUCCAUUAAUCUACAAAAAAAAAGUAACACUACUCUUAAUGAAGAGUCUAGGAAAAUUGCUGCUAAAUUGAAAUCGGAAGACAAAACAAGUAUUGAAGGUAAAUCUAAGCAUGAUGAAGAAAUGUUAGUAAACAAUCAAGAGUCUGUUGGUAAUACUAAACAAAAACUCGAAAACCAAGUAUUUUCAGAUAAAGCAUCUAUGGAAGAUGACGAUAUAUAUAAUAAAGAGUCGGUUGAUGGUGAACUAAUACCUGAAGACAAAAUAUGCAUUGUCAAUAAACCUAGGGCAAAGUAUGGACCAUCGUUUUCUCUUCAAAUUAACAACCAAGAAUCUGGUGAAUGCAGUGCCAAGUUCUCUCUUGAAGAUGAAAAGCGGGUUAAUAAUAAAGAACCUAUUGAAAGAAAUAGUAAGAAUUUACUGGAAGGUGAAAAAUGUAUUAACAAUAAAUCUGAUUCAGAAGAUGGACUACCGCCAACUACUAUUGUUGAGAAACAUCAAUGUGACAUUUUGCCAUGUAGCCUUAAAACAUUGUCUACAACUGUAGUAGACAAUAGAAAGCGUUACCAAAAUCAAAACGAGGAUUUAGAUAAAAAUGAACCAUGCUCUUUAAAGAAAAUUAAAAUUGAAAAAACUUGUGAAUAUCAGUUUCAACAGAUAUGGAAACAUCUUGAACGAGACCCUUCAAAUUUCAAGGAAUGGACACAUUUAUUAAAUGUAAUUGAUUACCAAAAUAUUGAAGUUAACUCAAGAAUGGCUUACUCUAAAUUUCUAGAACUAUAUCCACUUUGUUACGGUUACUGGAAGAAAUAUGCUAAUUUUGAAAAAAGAAUUAAUAAUAUACAUGGGUUUAAAAAAGUAUUAGAAAAUAGCUUAAGUUCCAUACCUAUAAGUGUUGAUUUGUGGACUUAUUACAUGUCAUAUCUGAGAUUGGAACAUAGAAAUGAAGAGGAUCUUAUUCGUAAAGAGUUUGAAAGAAGUUUAAAAAUGUGUGGACUUGAUUAUCGUUCUGAUAAGUUAUGGCAUGAUUACAUAUCAUGGGAAGUGGAAAAAAACGAAAUAUUUAAUGCAGUUAACAUAUACUAUCGUCUUAUUCGUAUACCAACUUCAAACUAUCUAAAAAAUUUCUUCAAAUUUCAAGAAUUUAUAUUCAAAAAUUUACCUGAAAAAUGUUUAGGUCUUGCAGAGUUUACUAAAAGACGAAAUAUAAUAAUUGAAUCACAUGAACAAAUAUUAGAUAGAAAUUCAUUUGUUGAUGAUUCUAUACCACCUGGCGAAGAUAGUUUACAGAUAACUGAAUAUACUGAAAAUAGUAUAAUGUCCAUAUUAAGGAUUGAUAUUAUUGAAUCAUGGUACAAUAUUCACAAGCAAACUGCCAAAGAAUUUGAAAGUCGGAAAAAAUUUGAGGAAAAUAUACGAAGAACUCACUUUCAUGUAAAGGAGUUAGAGUCUAAUCAGAUAAAAAAUUGGGAAAACUAUAUUAAGUUUGAAAAAAAAUCUGGAAACCAUGAACGCAUUAUUUUUCUAUACGAAAGAUGCUUGAUAACGUGUGUUUCAAAUGAAGGAUUAUGGUUAAAUUAUUUAGAAUAUUUAUCCUUUGUAAAUUUAGAUGUUAAUGCUUUAUUAGUAGAUGUAUUCAAAAGAUCAUUAUUCCACCAUCCAAAGUCACUCUUGCUAAAUUUGAAAUAUUUUGAUUUUUCCGAAAACAAAGGUUGGAUAGAAAAAGCUAUCGAAACUAUAACAAAAUUAGGGAUCAUUUAUCCAAAUUCAAGGGAUGUUACUACUAGAAUAAUGCAUUUAGCUAGAAGAAAGGAAGAUGAGACCUUAAAGAUUUUAUUUAAGCAUCAUUUAAAUUGUUCUCAAACAAAGUCUUUUUCCAAUUACGUUGCGGUGAAAUAUGCACGUUUUGUUUGGAAACACGAUCGACAGUUAAAUCUCGCGCUUGAUAUUUUAAAUGAUACCAUACGAAAAAACAACUCAGUAAAUAAUUCGGGCAUUCUACGGGCCCUUAUAUUCAGGCAGGCGUCGCCCGAUUGCGGCCCUAAGUAA